Messenger RNA from Acaulospora colombiana, 2100 nucleotides. Lineage: Eukaryota; Fungi; Glomeromycota; Glomeromycetes; Diversisporales; Acaulosporaceae. The record is from the annotation of a GenBank genome assembly.
AUGGGUAAAAAUCAAUCGCCCAAGAAGCUCGAUUUUGAAACCUACGAAUUCUGUUCGGACUUUAGUAUCUUCAUUAUAAACGAGUCAUUACAAGAAACCAUCCCGCCUAAAGAAUACAAAGUUCAUCGAUACAUUUUGUCUCAACAAUCACGAUACUUCAAAGUCCUCUUUGAGUCCUCCCGAAAUUUCACCGAGCACAAGUCAAACUCGGUCAUCAUACGACUUAAGGACCCUCACAAUGUGUUUCAAUCGAUCCUGAACUACAUGUACACCGGUUAUAUUUCCAUAAGUCAUGAAACCCUAAUUUCAAUAUUAACCAUCGCAGACCGGUUCGACAUUGAAAAGCUUAUGAAACACGCGGUUGAAUACUUUACCGACUUCUUGGAUUCGUACCAAACCUAUUUUGAUUAUUUAACCAUUUGCCACGACUGUGAAAAAGCCAUUUCAUGUUUGCUGUCAAACUCUUUGGACUUCUUAAUUACCCCCGAAGAAGUCUACAAUAUUUUUGCAGAAUCGCAGGAAUCCGGAUUCGAGGAUAUUAUUCCCGACUGGCUGCUUGCAAUAUCGUUUGACAAACUUUGGGGUCAUCAUCCCGAGAUAUUUAGUAGUUCCAGAUUGGAAAGAAUCCUAGAAACCAUAUAUGUACAGUUUAAGGAUGAGGAUCAAAAACUCUCAGCCGUCAGGAGGAUUGUGGAGGAAUAUACCAUUGAUGGAUAUGAUGACAUAAAUGUUAAUGAGACGUGGAAUAAAAUGGUUUUUACUUUCAUGCCUUUUGCAUCUGUAAUGUUGGAUGCCGAAGAAACCUUUAGCACCACGCAAGCCGAUGAUGUUAAUAAAGAACCAAGCGGAUCGCUCUACACUUUCGAAGAGUUUGAAGAGAUCGCCGAACGAAUUAGACGCAAAGAAAAAAUCAAUCAACUGUUUCAGCUGGUGGAUUUUUCUUUACUAGAUCCAAAUACCUGGGAAGACAUUUUUAACGACAGGUUGAUACCAGACGAACUCAUUGUUCGAGGACUGUUUGAAAUAUUAAAAGAAAACAACGACAUAGAGCUUAAUGAAAAGCAAGAGAUAGCUCAGAAAAAACCAAAGUGGCUAGAAGUCGUGAUGACCUACGGACGCGAUGUGAGUGGGUCUGAGAAUGUUAAGGUGGCACGCAGCGUAUCGCCACCAUCGACCACAAUCGAGCACUUCGAUCAACUCAGAUUCGAGAUAAGCCCUUAUCUCAGUGACAUAACGAUUUAUAUAAAUGAUAAAUCCUACGAUUUUCACAAGAUAAUCUUGUCAAAGGAAUCGGGAUACUUUCUUCAACUACUCUCCUCACCACCUGAUGAACAACACAUAGAUCGAUGGACACUUCCCUGGAGCGCACUUCACCCGGAAAUGCCAAAUGGCUUUGUUUCGAUGAUCCAUCUCUUUUACGAUCCCUCGAUCGAACUUGUCACCAUGUCCACGGAAAUGCUGAUAUCCAUAUUAAUCUCCUCCAUGCAAAUCCGCAACUCCGAAAUUACCACCAAAUGUCUUGACUCCAUACGUUAUGGCCAGGACGAGGAUUAUUUUAAUUUUCUGUUGUUGGGUUGUGGGAAGUUGGACUCGGAUCUGUCGAAGUUGGAGGAACAUCAAAAACGAAUCAGGGAAUUUGUGGUUGACAAUGUGUCCCGUGAAUUUAGGAAUUUUUGUUAUUAUAUGACCGGAUGUAAUGGAUGGAUUGACAAUGUCAAGAGUAAAGAUGUCACGAAAGAUUUUGUCAUAGAGAUAUUGGAUAAGUGCUUGGAAAAAUGUGACACCGAGGAAGGCGAGGUUGCCGAAAUUUCCAAGAUCUUGCUAUUUGAGAGUAUCUUUGAUGAAUGGUUCCCGAAUGCGGCCAGUUCAAGGGAUAAAACUGGUGAGGAUGCACCAGAGACUGAAGAAUUCAUAAAAAAGAGAAUGGAAGAAUUCGAUGAAAUUAGAUAUUUAAUAACGAGAUACAUUGAUCUCAAGAGACUACACUACACUGAUAUGGAACGUCUCGAGGGGAGAUGGUGGAUGCCUAAAGAUUUAUUUCAUGCUUGGCUUGUCGUAUUAUCGAGAGAAAAGAGGAGGAAAGAAAGUAUCAGAACGUAA